GCGGGGGCGGGACCUGUUUGGUGGGCGGGGCCGUAGCGGGCUCAGAUGGCGGCGGCGCUGGGCGCCUAGGCGGGCGGGGGCCAUGAGCGCCUCCCGGCCCCAGUUCAGCAUCGAUGACGCCUUCGAGCUGACACUGGAGGACGCGGGGCCUGGGCCCGAGUCCAGCGGGGUCGCCCGCUUCGGGCCGCUGCACUUCGAACGCCGGGCCCGGUUCGAGGUGGCUGAUGAAGACAAGCAGUCCCGGCUGCGCUACCAGAACCUGGAAAAUGAUGAGGACGGAGCCCAGGCCUCUCCAGAGCCCGAAGGGGGAGUCAGCACCAGGGAUUCUGGGCACAUGUCUAUCCGCAGUUCCCAGUGGUCCUUCAGCACCAUCAGCAGUACCACCCAGCGCUCCUACAAUGCCUGCUGCAGCUGGACCCAACAUCCUUUGAUCCAGAAAAACCGCCGGGUAGUGCUGGCCUCCUUCCUGCUUCUGUUGCUGGGGCUAGUCUCCAGUGAAGUCAGGAAAAGGAGUCGGAUCUCCUGGAGUUGGAGAGGGUUGGGAAGCACUGUGUGGGUGCUGGGAACCAAGCCUGGGUCCUCUGCAAGAACGUGCUUAUCCUGGUCGGCGUGGGACUGGAGGUGGCCCCCUCUCCAGGUGUCGCCAGUGCCAUCUUCUUUGUGCCAGGGGUCCUGCUGUUAGUCCCGGGAGUCUACCAUGUGAUCUUCAUCUACUGUGCUGUCAAGGGCCGCCGGGGCUUCCAGUUCUUCUACCUGCCCUACUUUGAGAAGUGAGCAGCACCUGGCCGGUAGGAUAGCAGCGCUCCAAGGCCUCAGGCCACCGCCACGUGUCCACAGAGCGGUCCUCCAACAUAUGCCCGUUUCUGUUCCUUUCACCUGGAAGGAAAAGGCCCUCCCAACCACUAGCCCCCUCCGCAUUUGCUCAGGAAGUUUGGGGCAUGCCGGCCUGGAAAUGUUGCCCCUUAUCUAAUGUGUGCCUUAACUUAUUCCGGGGCUCUGGACUCCUGGGUUGGUAUAAUUUUGUGCUAAUAAAAGGAUAAUUAAUCCCA
Molecule: messenger RNA, 1049 nt
Organism: Meriones unguiculatus (Mongolian gerbil)
Lineage: Eukaryota; Metazoa; Chordata; Mammalia; Rodentia; Muridae
Gene: Tmem134
Product: transmembrane protein 134
Exons: 8
Coding region: 83-682 (199 amino acids)
Source: RefSeq, a predicted model, not a curated record